AUGUUCGGUCAGCAUGGUUUUACAAAUAGGGGUGCGAACUCCAUGCAAUCAUUCUCGAACAGUCCGUUUUCAUCAAUUGCAAACUCUUCCACAAAUCAAUCUUCACCUUUCGGCACCACGGGAAGUGCGAGCAGCAAUUUUGGAUCUUUUGGUAAUCAGAGCAGUCCGUUUGCAGCAGCAAAUUUAAAUCAAACAGGAACUGGAUUUGGACAACAUGGAUUUGGACAACAAAAUGCUACUUCAAAUAGAUUUGUUCAGGGUGGUCAAACAACGAGUAACGCCUUUAGUUCAUUCAAGAGUACGCAGUCAUUCCAGCCUUCAUCAACAUUUGGAUCCAAUUCCGUGAAUCAGAAUUUAUUUGCUAACAAUAGUACAGCAGGGUUUAAAGGGUUUAACACGGCGACUCAAAACUCUGUCAGCCCUUUUUCUAAUGCAAAUACUGGGGGAGGACAACUUGCAACAGCACAAACCACGAACGUUCAGUCAACUUUUGGUUCAAAUUCUGCUUUUGGAAAUGCAAAUGCAAAACAAACUGUCAUAAAUUCAUCACCCUUUGGGCAAAUGGCUGCAAAGGCAUCCAAUACCCCACUGUUUGGUAGCAAUAAUAGUAACGCUAAGAAGCCUAGCAUGUCGCCGUUUGGAAGUAUGGGCUCAGUGAGCAAGCCACAAUUUGGGACCAAUACUACACCAUCCUCAUUUGGUAAUAGUACCGCUACAAAUACAGGAUCAGGGUUUGGAUUUGGCACACAAUCAACUAGCAACGAAAGCCCAUUUGGUUCACAGAAUGGUCCAGGGACAAACACAUUUCAAAAUAAUCAUACUGGAUCUGAUGAUAAUGGCAGACAGCAGGUAUCCCCGGGUCAAUCAGGAAACGCUGCAAAUACAACAAUUCAACCCAACAACCUGGGAAAUGGUAUGGCAAAAUACAAACAAGCUCCGGUAGACGAGAAACCAACUGAAACAAAGGACUUAUCCAGUAAUAUCAUUGAAUACUUUAAAGCUGACCAUUUUGAUCUUGGAAAAGUUCCUGACAUACCGCCACCACUAGAAAUGUGUUGA
Molecule: messenger RNA, 1059 nt
Organism: Brettanomyces bruxellensis
Lineage: Eukaryota; Fungi; Ascomycota; Pichiomycetes; Pichiales; Pichiaceae
Exons: 1
Coding region: 1-1059 (352 amino acids)
Source: RefSeq, a predicted model, not a curated record